Molecule: messenger RNA, 1462 nt
Organism: Zeugodacus cucurbitae (melon fly)
Lineage: Eukaryota; Metazoa; Arthropoda; Insecta; Diptera; Tephritidae
Gene: Obp56c
Exons: 2
Coding region: 80-1021 (313 amino acids)
Molecular function (GO): odorant binding
Source: RefSeq, a predicted model, not a curated record
GUUCAUUUAUAGAAAAAUUGUUUACUAAAUUUUCAAAAAGCAUAAAUGCAUUUUGUGGAACUAAAGCACUAGAUUUUCUAUGUACUAUACACUAAGCCUCUUCGCAAUUUUGCUCGGUGCCACAGUGCAAAAUGCAAAGUCCCGCACCAUUACGAUUUCCGUCAACAUGUCCCUAACGAUGGACGAGGAACGACAUAGAGAUUUACUGGAAGCGCGCCAACAACAACUGCAACAAGAGCAAGCGCGUCCCGCACUCACCGCCGCUGUACUGCGUUCGUGUAUGAAGGAAACCGAACUCUCCAUGGCGGAAUUGCAUCGUUUUCGACUGAGUUUGCUCUCUCGUGAUCCUGAAGUACUUAACGGCACCAAUGAUCCGACAACUGAGCUACCAAAUCUGAGUGUAAUGGAAGAGUUCUCUGAAUACUCAGAAAUAGAUGGCAUUGUUUAUGAACCUGAGGUGGAAAUAAAUGCAUCCCAUGAUAAUGCGCUCGAAUACGAAGAUCCGUUCACAUUCAAAAGUAAUGAAAAUACUGAUGAAUCAUUGCAAUGCUUCGCCUACUGUCUCUACGAGCAAUUGGGUCUCAUCUCGAAAGGUGUUUACAUGGAAGAGGAGCUCUUCGCCAAGUUGUAUGCGAUUGUCGGCCGCGAACGUCAUUUGGUGAAGGAGUGUAUGAAUUUAAAUACAAAUAAUAAAUGUGAAUCAUCAUACAAAAUGCACUUGUGCUAUGCACGUUUAAAGACACUGGAAGAAGAGAAUCGUUUACGCAAGCUCAUGGAGGAUGCAUACAAUGGUGAAAGAGACGACGAGGAGAGUGAAGAAAUACCGCAAGCAGAAACUACGCAGGAAACGUACGUUAUGAAUGAAAUCGGACAAACUGAGUCUACAUUUCCAGUUGAGGAGGAUGCCAUAACUGAAAAUGUUGGUAUUAAGAAGAAGUUGAAGAAGCUGAAAAAGAAGUCGAAGCGAGUCGAUGCAGAUGCAAAGUUCAGUGAGAUGAUGCAAAAUUGGGCUGAGUCUUAGUGGAGCAUAAUAGUGUGAAACUUUUCAAUAAUUAUUGGAAAGUUGCUCUGUUUAUUAUAAAAGUAAUGAAAUAAAAUUCAGUUCCAUAUAAGAAUAGUAAUACAAGCAGUUGCUCAAAAGAUUAUUUUAAUGUUGACUUUUCUCGCGUAAGGAAAUGAUAAGGGUCUUUACAGAACCUGUCGAAUGAAUAUAUGGCUAUCAAGCCAAUUUGUUAAGAGGAAAUCGUUGUACUUUUGUAAUAUUCCUGGUGUUUUAAAGCUCGGUAGUUCGUAAAUACUUUUCAUAUGAUCACUGCAACCUCGUUGGACUUUUUGGAAGGAACAGCUAUUUAUAUUUUAUUCACUCCACAUUCCCAAAAGCACUCUUCCUUAACAAAAAGAUCCUGGAGAGCCAUUCAAUCUGACCUAAAAAUUUAACAAUCUAAACAAUAAGUACUUAGAA